UGUAAAGCCAAGUGGCCCCAAGCGAAGAAGCCAGGUCUCUCCUGGUGCCUGAGAGGGAGCUCCUUAAACACCUCCGGCUCUGAAAAGCUCUGCUGGAGGGUACUGGUCCGAACCCCCAGUUCCUUCCAAUCAGUAGACGCCAGGCACCCGUUUGUGCCUGAGGACCCAGUGAUGCCAUUGCAAUUCUUACAAAAACUGAAAGUGAAAUGAGGAAGACUGAUUGAGCAAUCGGAUAGAAGGGCGAAUGCCAGGAAGACCUAGCGUACAGUAGGGGCAGAGAUGCAGCGGGGCAGAGGGGAGAAAAUUCAGGAGAACUCUCCUGAGGGCGAGCGCCGGGCUGGGCCGGGCAGUCAGUGCAGGACAUCAACAAACACAGAUAACAGGAAAUGAUCCAUCCUCUGUGGUCACUGAUUCUAAGGGCCCGAACCUUCAAAGUUCUAGGAGGGAAAUGGAUGACUCCACGGGGGAGCAGUCACGCCUUUCUUGCCUUAGCACGAGAGAAGAAAUGAAACUGAAGGAGACGGUCCCCAUCCUCCCCCAGAAGGAAAGCCCCUCUGUCCGCAUCUCCAAAGAUGGGAAGCUGCUGGUCGUGACCCUGCUGCUGGCCCUGCUGUCCUGCUGCCUCACGGUGCUGUCUUUCUGCCGGGUGGCCUCCCUGCAAGCGGAGCUGGGGAGCCUCCGGGCGGAGCUGCGGGAGCACCGGGCGGAGGGGCUGCCGGGCGCCCCCCAGGCGGGAGCCGCAGCCCCCAGGGCCGCCCCUCCGGCCCUGAAAGGGAUCUUUGCACCACCAGCUCCAAGGGAGAGCAGCUCCAUUCAAAGCAACAGGAGUAAGCGCGCCGCGCAGGAUGCGGAGGAAACAGUCACUCAGGACUGCUUGCAAUUGAUUGCAGACAGUGACAUGCCUACUAUACGAAAAGGAGCUUAUACAUUUGUUCCAUGGCUUCUCAGCUUUAAAAGAGGAAGAGCCCUAGAAGAAAAAGAAAAUAAAAUCGUGGUCAAAGAAACGGGUUACUUUUUUAUAUAUGGUCAGGUUUUAUACACCGAUAACACCUUUGCCAUGGGGCAUCUCAUACAGAGGAAGAAAGUCCAUGUCUUUGGGGACGAACUGAGUCUGGUGACUUUGUUCCGAUGUAUUCAAAAUAUGCCUGAAACACUACCCAAUAAUUCCUGUUAUUCAGCUGGCAUUGCAAAGCUGGAGGAAGGAGAUGAACUCCAACUGGCAAUACCACGUGAAGAUGCUAAAAUAUCACGGGAUGGAGACGGCACAUUUUUUGGUGCAUUGAAACUUCUGUGACCUACUUACACCUUGUUUGUGGCUCUUGCCCUCCCUCCCUCUGUACCUCUAAAGAGAAAACACUUAACUGGAAAUACCAAAAGGGGAAAAAAAAGUAGUUACCAUAGCCUUUUCUGUGAGCUGUUUGUUUUGGUUUGCUGAAACUAGACCAAAACAGGAAAUUUAACAGACAACCACAGCCAAAGGGUAUCAUGUGAAUUACAAGAAAUAGAGUCCAUUUAAGAAAAAAUAGAAUUAGAAAGACUUUUCACUGUAAUGCCAUGUUGAACAGCUUAGUCAUAGCUUCUUGUCUUGGAGGAAGCACAGGACUGAAAGAGGCAGUGGUCAUUUCUUCAAGAGUGGUCUUCCACUGUUUCCCGCGGGACAGGGUUCAUGCCUGCAGGACAUGAAGACAUUCUGGAGAAAUCUCAGGAUUCAUCCUCUUUUUUACGUAAAAUACCACUUCUUUUUCAGUUAAUAUUGAGGAAACUAAAAAGAAAAAUUGCAUACAACCUUGCAUUCCAGACGCGAAAAAUGAACUGAAAGCUUCAACUUAAACACGGUCUUAGGGUGGACUGGGGGGUUGGGGCUCAGAGAUGCAAACCGUUGCAUGUGGAGUGGGCGAGCAGUGACGUCCUGCUGCGCAGCACAGGGAGCUGUAGCCAGUCGCUUAUGAUGGAACAUCGUGGAGGAUGUUAUGGGGAAAAGAAUGUGUAUAUAUACAUAUAUGUGUGUAUGACUGGGUCGCUUUGCUGUACAGGAGAAAUUGAUAGAACAGUGUAAAUCAACUGUAGUAAAAUUUUUUAAAAAAAUAAAUAUCAUAUUAGACAACUGGACUCAAAAAUAGGUUAUCAGUACCAUUUAAGCCUUUUCGGUUUAUUUCAUGUUUGCGACUUUUGGCUCUAAUAUUCUGUGUUACCUGAUGGGCCAUCCCCAGACAUCUCCCCCAGGAGGGAAAUGAUUCUGUCGUGUGUCUUCCCUUCUGUGUAUUUUUUUUUUUUAUUGCUGAUUUCAGUUACUUCAGAAACUUUUCAUGUAGGGUAAUUCCAAUUCAGGCCUAGAAGCAUUAAAUGAAAAAAAAAAACUGCGAUUAUUCUUACAUAAAAAUAAAAACUGCAGUAGAAGUUAGUAAAUACAUCUGUUUGUCCCUUCAUUUUCUGUCCUUCCGUUUGAAAACAGCUGCUAGUGUAGGUCACAUAUCCCAGCCUCUAAAAAAUCCUCAUGUUAUUAGCUUUACAGAAGUUUUGAUUUAAUGAAAGUUUCUGGCAUCUUGGGUAUGUUACAUGCCACAUGCUUCUUAUAAAGAUUACCACACGCCGGAAGACAGAAUCCUAAUUUUCACUUCCUAAAGAGUCGGAUAUGAGAAUGCUUAUAAUGUUUCUCUUGUUUUGCUUGUCUUUUUUUUUUUUUAAUGUCAUCAGUUUAAAGAGUUUACUUCAUUAAACCGUUUACUUCAUUCGUUUUCACAGCAGAUGAAAAAACAGACCCUGGUUUAUGCUAGUUUUUCCCAGUUUCCACUAAAAUAUUUUUAAAGGUGAUUUUCUUUUCAAAACAAAGAACAUUGUUUGUAUUUUGUGUCUAUCAUGAAACUUUAAUAAGACUCUGAUUUCUAUCGUUUUGGCUUUGGGGCUAAAGUAAAAUACACUUUGCAAUUUAUUUUGUUUUACAAUAUUAUAAUAAAACAAGAAGGGAUAGUGGAGUUGAAAUUUUGAGACCAGAAGGAAGUGAGAGAAUUUCUCAGUAUUGCUGCUAACUUGGAUUGCCAAAUAAAAAAAUGUCAGUGGCUUUUG
Sus scrofa (pig) is the source of this 3063-nucleotide messenger RNA. It is a transcript of the gene TNFSF13B, whose product is annotated as TNF superfamily member 13b. Gene Ontology annotation, molecular function: tumor necrosis factor receptor binding; receptor ligand activity. The record is from RefSeq and is a predicted model, not a curated record. NCBI's taxonomy places the organism in Eukaryota, Metazoa, Chordata, Mammalia, Artiodactyla, Suidae. Gene Ontology annotation, biological process: positive regulation of B cell proliferation; immune response. Gene Ontology annotation, cellular component: membrane.